This is a messenger RNA of Hymenoscyphus albidus, 1185 nucleotides long. Lineage: Eukaryota; Fungi; Ascomycota; Leotiomycetes; Helotiales; Helotiaceae. The record is from the annotation of a GenBank genome assembly.
CUUCAACAAUCCUUUAAAAGGCACACUACUUCCAGACCCCGCAUGCUCUUUCUCUUCCGCUCACUUCGCGUAUCCAUCCCCCUCUCCAAAAUCUCCCAAUUCCCAAAACCAAAACUCCACAAAUACACCACCAUGGCACCAUGUAAGCACCCCUCCUCCUCCCACCCCUCCCAAAAUCCCCUCUAACAAACCCAGUACCCCCCGACACACGCCCAAUAAUCAUCUCGGGCCCCUCAGGCGUCGGCAAAGGCACACUCUACAAACUCCUCCUCGACCGUCACCCCUCCGUCUUCUGCACCUCCAUCUCGCACACUACGCGCGAUCCCCGGCCGGGCGAGACGCGCGACGUGGAUUACUACUACACGACGAUGGAGCAGUUUGAGAAGAUGAUUGGCGAGGAGGGGUUCGUGGAGCAUGCGAAGUUUGGGGGGAAUAGGUAUGGGACGAGUCGGAAGAUGAUUGAGGAUGUGCGGGGACGGGGGAAGGUUGUUGUGCUGGAUAUUGAGAUGGAGGUAGGUUUAUUCUUCUGUUUUACGGUGAUAUGGGAGGGGAUUAAGGGUGCAGAUUUGAGGGCUAUAGUUUGGGAGGGAGGGGCUUUGCGAUUGAGUGUUGGGGACGUGAGGGCUUCAUGUCUAUCUUACACUCAAGACAUUGAACCCUUGAUUUAGAGACAUAUCUCCUUCUCUACAAGGCUUCUACAAGAACACUUACUAACCACACUCCAGGGCGUAAAACAAAUCCACAACUCCCCCAUCUCCGCACGCUACAUCUUCAUCGCACCCCCCUCCAUGACGAUCCUCGAACAACGUCUGCGGGGCCGGGGAACCGAGAAAGAAGACUCCAUCCAAAAACGACUACAACAAGCCAAGAACGAACUGGAGUACUCCAAGACUGAGGGGGUCCAUGAUAUCAUUAUCGUGAACGAUGAUCUGAAGAAGGCGUAUAAGGAGAUGGAGGAGUUUAUCUUUGCGGCGAAGAAGGAUUGAGUAGAUUUGUAGAGAAAGAGAGAGACAAACAUAUGGGAUAGAGUUGACUGAGUUGGUGUGGAGCUUUAGACGCAUGCAUUCUACCCGUGCAUCAAUCAUGGAUGAUUUGAGAGAGAAUUGGAGCUGAUGAGAAUUGGUGGAAGCGAUUUACAAAGUAUAGACCAAGGACUGAGAUGCCUCUAAAUAUGGGGAGACACGC